Dentiscutata heterogama is the source of this 1230-nucleotide messenger RNA. NCBI's taxonomy places the organism in Eukaryota, Fungi, Glomeromycota, Glomeromycetes, Diversisporales, Gigasporaceae. The record is from the annotation of a GenBank genome assembly.
GCUAUUAAUUUGAGUCAUGUCAAAGAAACUCGAGGUUAUGUCAAAGAAACCAUUAAUCGAAUAUUCAGAGCAAUUAGAAUCGUAUUUAAAAGAGCGUGGUAUAAAACAGGAAAAAAAUAUGCGUUAAAAUCCUUAAAUAAUAACUUAUAUUUUGAUCAUGAGACGUUCAAAAAAUUCAAGCAUGAGCUUGAGCUUCUGCACACUAUUGAUCAUACUAAUAUUAUCAAAUUCUUUGGAAUCUCACGAGGUGUGAUUUUAAGACCAUAUAUGAGUAAUGUUAAUGGUUGUAUCACAUCUUUCAUCGAUAAUAUUGAUCAAAGUGCACACCAAGAGCCUGUUAUUCCUUCGUGUUCUGAAGAUUCUAUUCCUUUGCAUCUUGAGGUCUCUAUUUUUCCACCUACUGAAGAUUCUGCUGAGGACUCUAUUUCUUCAAAUAUUGAGGACCCUAUUCUUUCACAUAUUAAAGACUCUAUUCCUUCGCAUCCUGAAGAUCCUAUUUCUUUACAUACCGAUGACUCUGCUCCUUCGUAUCCUGAGGACUCUAUUUCUUCACCUAUUGAGAACUCUAACCCUUCACCUAUUGAUGCUUUAAUCCUUCAUCUAUUGAGGACUUUAAUCCUUCACAUACUAACUCUAUUUCUUCACAUACUAAGGACUUUAUUUCUUCCGAAAAUGUCUGAAAAUUUGAUUUUUAACGAUGAUAACAAAGAUGUUAAUAAAUCUUCUGUUAAUCGAUGGAAAAUAUUCAUUGCCGUGUUUCUUGGAUGGACAUUUGAAGCUUUUGAUUACUUUAUCGUUUCCUUUGCUUUGCCACAUAUUGCUUCUGACAUUGGUGUGCAACCUUCCGACGUAGCUGCAAGUUUUAUGAUAGCAUUGGCUAUGCGCCCUAUUGGAGCGUUAAUCUUUGGCAUAUUAGCCGAUAGAUACGGCAGAAAAUAUCCACUUAUAGUCAAUAUCGUUUUAUGUUGUAUAUUUGGUAGUGUUUCUGGAUUUGCUCCAAAUUUAUAUACCUUUAUAGCAUUACGAGAUAUUUUUGGAAUAAUGAUAGGAGGCGAGUGGGGAAUAGGCGCAGCAUUAUUAAUGGAAAAUUUGCCAACAAAAUCUCGAGGAUUAUUUUCUGGAAUUUUCCAACAAGGCUAUUCAACUGGCUACAUUUUCGCUGCAUUAUUGUAUUAUGUAACAAUUGAUUCUCUGGGCUGGCGUGCAAUGUUCUGGAUAAGCUCUUCUCCU